AUGGAGGUUGAAAGAGUUAGUGAAGAAUGCAUUAAACCUUCAUCAUCAACUCCAUCUCAUCCGAAAACAUACACCAUUUCCUUAUUAGAUCAAUUUAUACCUUCUAUGUAUUUCCCCAUAAUUCUUUUCUAUCACAACCAAAACCCUAACCUUACCGACAUUAAAACCGUCAUCUCCGAAAGAUCAAAACUACUAAAGAAAUCAUUGUCCGAAACCCUAACUCGUUUUUAUCCGCUUGCCGGAAAGCAUAAAGAUAAUCUUUCCGUCGACUGCAACGACGAAGGUGUGUACUAUGUCGAGGCUAGAGCUAACAUUUCUUUAUCAAAGUAUCAAAAUGAAUUUAUAGCAUCAACUGCUACAUUGUUGCCCCAAAAAUUCAGUUAUUAUGAGGAAUUAGCUCCUGGAUCUUAUGUUGCUAUGAUUCAAGAAACAAAUUUUGCAUGUGGUGGCAUUAGUAUUGGGAUAUUAGCUUCUCACAAGAUUAUGGAUGGAACUGCUGCAUGUUUUUUCAUAAAACAUUGGGCUAAGGUUGCUACCAAAUCUUAUGAAGGAUUAGUUUGCCCUAAUUUUAAUAGCUCAUUUAUUUUUCCAAAAAAUGAUGAAUUUCCAAAAGAAGCAAGUCUUGUUGAAAUGAUGUCACCUACCCUUGUUCAACAAAAGAAGAUGACUACAAAAAGAAUUGGAUUUAAUGCAUCUGCCGUAGCUAGUCUUAAGGCGAAAGCAAUGCGCUUAGGCGUGGAAAAUCCGACCAGCGUUGAAGUGGUGUCUGCGCUGUUUACGGAACAUCUCAUGGCUAUAUCGAAGGUCCGAUCAGGCACUGAGAAGGCACAUGCAGUAACUCAUGCAGUGAAUUUACGUCGGAAAGCUUCGCCGCCUUUCUCUGAAGAUUCCGUAGGGAAUUUCAUUUGGACUGCAGCUACAUUAUGCAAACCCAAAGAGGCAACGUUUAGUACCAUACUAUUGCAGAUCAGAGAGUCCAUAGCAAGCGUUGACAGUGACUUUGUGGAGAAGUUACAAGGUGACAAAGGACUUGUUAAGCUUUAUGAAAGGGUGAAGGAGAUGAGAACCAGUGUGAUUGCGCCACCUGGAUUGUCUUGUGAGGUGGAUCAAAUUAAGUUUGUUAGUUGGUGUAAGUUGGGUUUGUAUGAGAUUGACUUUGGAUGGGGGAAACCUAGUUGGGCUACUAACUGUUUUGAUACUUUUGAUGGUUCUGAAAUUAUGUUUGGAGGAUCGGCAUUUUAUUUAAUGGAUACAAAAGAGGAGAAGGGGAUAGAAGUAUGGGCCUUUUUAGAUGAAAAAGACAUGCUUUUGUUAGAAAAGGACAAUCAUUUUCUACAAUUUGCUUCUAUCCAUCCCCUUCCCUAG
Messenger RNA from Mercurialis annua (annual mercury), 1365 nucleotides. Its product is annotated as stemmadenine O-acetyltransferase-like. NCBI's taxonomy places the organism in Eukaryota, Viridiplantae, Streptophyta, Magnoliopsida, Malpighiales, Euphorbiaceae. Bases 1 to 1365 code for a protein of 454 amino acids. The transcript has a single exon. The record is from RefSeq and is a predicted model, not a curated record.